Messenger RNA from Cokeromyces recurvatus, 306 nucleotides. RefSeq names its product gamma-secretase subunit PEN-2-like protein. Gene Ontology annotation, cellular component: gamma-secretase complex. The transcript is spliced from 2 exons. Bases 10 to 306 code for a protein of 98 amino acids. NCBI's taxonomy places the organism in Eukaryota, Fungi, Mucoromycota, Mucoromycetes, Mucorales, Mucoraceae. The record is from RefSeq and is a predicted model, not a curated record.
AUAUAAAAAAUGCCAAAACUUGAAAAAAUGAGCUCUGAAGAGCGUAUAAAUAUAUGUAAAAAAAUGUUUUAUGGAGGAUUUGCUUUUUUGCCCUUAUUAUGGUUAGUGAAUUUUAUGUAUUUUUUCAAUACAAGUCGUAAAGCUGAUGCGCCAAAAGAAUUAAAGAAAUAUGUUUAUUUUUCACUUUUUGGCUGUAUUGUAUGGUUUAUUCUACUUACAACUUGGUAUGCGAUAUUUGUUAACAAAAGAGUUGCUUGGGGACAAAUAGCAGAUCGUAUUACAGUCGUAAUACCUAAAGGGCUUUAA